GCAAGAAAUGGACCUCGUCGUCAAGGUUCCGCAGGCGCACGACCUCCGGAGCUCCAAGUUCUUUGGGAACGUCAAGCGCCCGUACGCGCUCGUGCGCUACGCCCACGACAGCGCCCAGACCGACGUCGACCCGGCUGGGCGGGAGGCGCCGCGCUGGAAGUUCCGCCACCGCUUCGCCAAAAUCAACGUGGCCGCCUGCCCGUACCUCCAGGUCGACGUCUACGAUCUCGAUACGCACGACGGGCCGGGCGCUGCGAUCGGGACGUGCGAGGUUCCCGUGCCCACGAGCCCGUCCUGCUUCCAGCAGUGGUUCAAGCUCUCGCUCCACGACAAGAUCACGGGCUACAUCUACAUCGUGCUCGAGGUCGUGGCGCGGCGCCGUCGCGACGGCUCUAGCCAGCGGUCCAUCGACAGCGCCGAACGCCGAUCAACCGCGAGCGUCGAGCGUCGGGCCUCCGAUGAGCGCCGGGCGACUGCAAGCUCCGAGCGCAGGUCUACGGCCAGCCUUGAGCGGCGACCCGAGCGGCGGCGCGACAGCGUCGUUUCGACCGCGUCGUCCAGCGGCAGCAGCGGGUCGGCCAAGAAGAAGACGGCGCUGCUGUCAUCGAGCUCGUCGCUCAGCGCGUCGUUCCUCCAGCGCACGGCAAGCCUGCCCGAGACAAUUCCUCGCAUCGACCCCGCUAAUCUCCGGAUGCGGUCGGCGCUCGGUCGCGGCGCGUACGGCUCGGUUGCGCUGUGCAUCUACAAGAAGCGUCCUGUCGCUGUCAAGACGUUCCACGUCACGAGCGGCAACGUCAACGGCGACGACCACGAGUCGUUUGCAAAGGAAGUCGGCGUCAUGUACCGCCUCAGCUCGUUCUACACGGUGCAGCUCCUCGGCAUCUCGCACAACGAGCACGACCAGCCGCAGAUCGUGAUGGAGUACAUGAGCGGCGGCAACCUGCACGAACAUCUCAAGCUGCUUGGCGCCACUGACGACACCGACCACGACGUCACCUCGCUACUCUUCAUUGCGCUGAGCGUCGCCAAAGGCUUGGUGUACCUCCACAACCAAAGCAUCAUCCACCGCGACCUCAAGCCCGCCAACGUGCUCCUGAGCGACGACAAGGUGUCGGUCAAGCUCGGCGACUUCGGUAUCUCGCGGCAAUAUGACGUCGAGUCGAUGACCAACGGCAUCGGCACGACGCCGUGGAUGGCCCCCGAAGUCAUCAGCAGCGGCAACUACACGGUGCAAGCCGACAUCUACUCGUUUGGCAUCCUCCUCACCGAGCUCGAUACGCUCAAAGCGCCGUACGCCGGCGAAAAGUGCAGUCCGUUCGUCCUACAAGGCAGAGUCCUCAACGGGUACCGGCCCGCGCUGCGCCCGACAGCACCAGCUUGGUACAAGCGCCUCGUGGCCAGCUGCGUAGCCACCGACCCAAACAACCGCCCGACGGCGGCCGAGAUUGUCGAGAUCCUCACCGACCAGAUGCCAACGUCCCGCCGCCUGGUGCUGCCAUCAGUGACACUGCCCCAGAUCCCGCCGUCCGAGGUGGCGCCCGUCGGUGUUGUCGGUGGCAACGCGUUCAGCUCCGUCGCCCGCGGGAUUUACGGCGACCGUAUGGUCGCGAUCAAGACGUUCCUGACGCUGCACCCAUCGAGGGUCGAAGCGGCGGCCAACCGCAUGGCACGCCUUGGGUCCGAGCACACGGUUGAGCUUCUCGGCCUCGCCGGCUCGACGCUCGUGAUGGAGUGCAUGCUGAAUGGCAACCUGCGGCAGUUCCUCGCACAGAAAGCGCGGCAGGCGUGGCCGGCCCAGGACCUGCGCAACGUCCUGUAUGUCGCGGUGGCGCUCGCUAAAGGGCUGGCGUUCUUGCACGCGAACGACCAAGUCCACGGCAGCCUCGUGCCGACCAACGUCCUCUUUGAUGCCAAGGGCGUCGUCAAGCUCAGUGACUUUGGCUACGACCGCGACGACGACGACGUGACGGUGAGCGGCGCGUCGACGAUGGCCUACCUAGCGCCCGAAGUGCUCUUGGGGCAGCCGCCGUCGUUUCCUGCCGACGUCUUUGCCCUUGGCGUCCUCUUCACGCAGCUCGAGACGCUCCAAGAGCCGUAUGCUGACAACCACAGUGCGCUGACAAAGAAGGUCGCGCAGGUCUCGGCCGGCUUGCUCCGACCGACGCUGAGUCCGUCGUGCCCCGCCUGGUUCCGGGACCUAUCGCUUCUGUGCAUGGCCCAAGACCCGACUCGUCGUCCGACGGCCGCCGACGUUGUCCAGCUCCUGAGCGACAAUAUGCAGUAGCUAGUAUAAUGGCGCCAACUAUGUAUUAUUUGCUAUGUAAUA
Saprolegnia diclina VS20 is the source of this 2326-nucleotide messenger RNA. Its product is annotated as TKL protein kinase. The record is from RefSeq and is a predicted model, not a curated record. Lineage: Eukaryota; Oomycota; Saprolegniomycetes; Saprolegniales; Saprolegniaceae. Bases 8 to 2284 code for a protein of 758 amino acids. Gene Ontology annotation, molecular function: protein kinase activity; ATP binding. The transcript has a single exon. Gene Ontology annotation, biological process: protein phosphorylation.